UGACCUGGAGGUAUAUUCUGGGGCGGGUAGGUAACAGUGAUCAGAAUGUGGGGUCUGCUCAUCUUCCUAAAUUCAAAUUCAAUUCAUUUCUCAACUUCAGACAUUUUUCUAGUCUUUGACAAGGCAUUUAACCCUCUUUGCCUUAGUAAAAUAAAAGUUGGAGAAGGAAAUGGCAAAACUACACCAUUGUCUUUGCCAAGAAAGGCAAGAAAAAAUAUAGGGGCAUAAAUAGUCGGAUACGACUGAACUACAAUUAGAAUGUGGGUUAUUUGAGAGGCGGAGAUAAGAGUGGAGAAGGCACUGUUAUUUAUUUUUUUCUAUUCUCGGGCCUUAGCACAGUUAUACUCUGUGCUCCAUCCACCCUUCAUUCACCCAAAGAACAAAUGCGAGUGGAAAGCAGUUUGCUUGGCAAUAUUAUAUGCAGCUCACCCAGGUAACCGCAAGCUUUUGGAAAAUGCAUUGCGGAUACAUUUGCCUGAAUAACCCUAAGGCUUUCCAUCCACCCUUCCGGGGAAGAUAUCCUCCCUCCCACUGGUGCCUGGCAACCAUCAAUUUUAAAAAAAGUCGCUGUCGUCCCAUUGGUCGGUGACUCUCCAGGCUCCCGUCGCCAUUGGCCAGUGCCGCUCCCGGCUUCCGAUUGGCGAGUUUGGGAUUUUUUGAACCUGGCUGGAGAGGGAGUUGUUCUGAGGUUAUUCAGCGAUUCGGUGAAGCCCGUCGCUCGCUGGAGUCAUAGGAUAAACGCUAAAAGAGGCAAAGUUGUCCGCGGUGGGUGUGCGAAAGCCGCGCGGGGGCCAGCCCGGCUAGCCCAAGCUUCUUCCUCCUCGUCCGAAGCCUGCGUGGUCAGCGCAGCGAGGCUCUGCGGAGGGUCUCCCGAGGAGCUAUGGCGGCGGGGCACGCGGGACGGGACGCCGCCGUGGGUGACUGGGCGCCGGGGCUCGGCCCAGGGCCGCCUCGAGGGCCGCGGGCAUCACGGGCCGCGGAGACCGGCGGCUCUCCGGCGUUCUUGAGGCUCAGUCACUUCUCUAGACCACCCUUCCUCUGCUUCGGCGACGUCCGGGUGGGAGUGUCUCGGACCUUGCCCUUGAUCCUGGACAACCCGAACGAGGAGGUGGUGGAGGUGAGCGCGGUUCGGCUCCCGGCGGUGGACAAGGGUUUCAGCAUCUCCCCGCAGAGCUGCGUGCUGCAGUCUAAAGAAAGAAUUUCUGUUUCUGUAACUUGGACACCAGCCAAAGAAGGUAGAGUACGAGAAAUGAUAACUUUUCUUGUGAAUGACAUUCUGAAACAUCAAGUAAUAUUAUUAGGUAAUGCAGAACAACCAAAAAAGAAAAAGAGGAGUCUUUGGGAUACUCUUAAAAAGAAGGAUAUUUCAUCAUCUUCAGAGCUUUCUAAAAGGCAUUCAAAUGAUAAAAAUGUUAAUGAUGCUUUUAAUGUUUCUCAAAAGAAUAACAAAAGAAGCCCAUUACAAGCCUGUGAAAAUUUAUUUGCACUGGAAACAUGUUCCCUCUUGGAAAGUAAUUCUUUAAAUACAGAAGAGAAUAAAUUGCCUGAAUCAUCUGUUAGUCCCAUUAAUAAAAGCCCUAAUAAGAUUGACACUCCACUUUCUAUUCGUCGAUCUACCACCUAUACCCUUCUUCAUGCACCAGUAAACAAAGAGUUAUUGAAGGAAGCACAAGAUACUAGUGCUUUGCAGAAUUUUCAUUUGAAUGAGGAAGUAAUUAGUAAAAAAUUAUAUAAUACUGUAACUAAACCAGUUCAAAAAAAUGAUGUUAAGGGUCAUUUGGGUUUCAAUAAUAAAAAAUUACCUAUUAUUACUCCAGAUCAUUCUUCAGCUCUGCACAUGCCAAACCAAAGAACUUUUCUAAGUCCAGAUUCUUUUUUAAGUGAUAACUAUUUGACUAAUAAAGAUCUGAAAUCUAUGGCAGUUCUUUCACCUGAACAGUUUAAGAAGGAUGAUUCAAAAGAUACACAUUUUGAGUCACAAAGAAUAUGUGAAAUACACAGACCACUUUUUCAAAGGACAAUUUUAAGUCCAGAUUCCUUUGUAACUGACAGCUAUGAACUAAAUGAAGAUCUAGAACCGAUAUCAGUUGAUCCUAUUCUCUCACCAGAUCAGUUUGUAAAAAAUAAUAUAGCUGAGUUGCAUACAUGUCAGGAAACACUUGAAUUUUCACUAUUACCUUUAUCAAAUGAGAAUUCUCCAAUUUCAAAAUCAUCGUUUAAUUGGAAGAACAGUGAAGUAUUACAAUUUGUGCCUGAGGAUCAAGUAUUUCCAAAUAGAAUCCUCAAAGAAACCAAACUAGUAGAAAUUAAUUUGGGUUACUCUAGUUCUUCAAAUAAGAAUGAUCAUAAGGUUCAGAAAACGAUUCAGAAAAAUCCUUGUGAUUUCAAGGAACAACAUAAGAGACGUCCAGUACUUUCAACUACUGUUACUAAAAGUAAGCCAAAGUGUUCUGAGACAAAAAGAACUGGAACAAAUAACCCAAAGUCUAGACGGUGUCUUAAUAGUACAAUGAAUCAUUGUGAAAAUACAGAAACAUUUCAUGCUUAUCUUCCAAAUGUACACCCAGUUGUAAAUGAAUCAAAGAGUGGUAAAGAUAGAAUAAAUUCAUUUUCCUUUGGAAGUGCUUUUGUUGGCCAUAAAAGAAAAAGUGAAGGAAACUUGGAAGACGUAUAUGCAAACUCAGCUAACGAAUGUAUGGAAGUGAGAGAAACCAAAAGAAUUCAUUUUUCUUGUGCAAAGUCAAAAGCAUUGACUGUUGUAAAAACCAAAAAAGCAAUUGUAAGAUCACCAGCCUCGAAACAUAUUAAUGUCAGAGAGAAGCAAAAGCUGAAGAAGAAAACUGGUACUUCGAGCUCUGUCGUCAACAGAAUAAAUAAACCAGUUGUUGCUGUGGCACAAUCCCAUUUGACUUUCAUAAAACCAUUAAAGACAGUCAUUCCUAGGCAUCCGCUGCCAUUUGCUGCUAGAAACAUGUUUUAUGAUGAGCGCUGGAAAGAAAAGCAGGAGCAAGGAUUCACAUGGUGGUUAAAUUUCAUUCUAACUCCUGAUGAUUUAACUGUAAAAGCUAAAACUUCUCAAGUAAAUGCUGUUUCUCUUCUUUUGGGAGUAGAGAAUCAUUAUAAAAUAAGUGUUCCAAGAGCACCUACAAAAGAUGAAAUGUCUCUUAGAGCAUAUUCUGCUCGAUGUAGAUUGAAUAGAUUACGUCGUAAGGCUUGUCAUUUAUUUACAUCAGAAAAAAUGGUUAAAGCUAUUAAAAAACUAGAAGUUGAGAUUGAAGCUAGACGAUUACUUGUUCGGAAGGAUAAACAUCUCUGGAAGGAUGUGGGGGAACGACAGAAAAUCCUCAACUGGCUCUUAUCAUAUAAUCCAUUGUGGCUCCGAAUAGGUUUAGAGACUGUUUAUGGAGAACUGAUAUCUUUGGAAAACAACAGUGAUGUUGCGGGUUUGGCCAUAUUUAUUCUGAAUCGUUUACUUUGGAACCCUGACAUAGCAGCUGAAUACAGACAUCCUUCUGUACCUCACCUUUAUGGAGAUGGACAUGAAGAAGCUUUGUCUAGGUUCACUUUGAAAAAGUUACUACUACUGAUCUGUUUUCUGGAUCAUGCUAAAUUAUCUAGACUUAUUGAUCAUGAUCCUUGUCUCUUUUGUAAAGAUGCAGAAUUCAAGGCUAGUAAAGAGAUUCUUCUGGCUUUUUCACGAGACUUCCUUAGUGGUGAAGGUGACCUUUCCCGCCACCUUGGCUUUUUGGGAUUACCUGUUAGCCAUAUUCAAACACCACUUGAUGAAUUUGAAUUUGCUGUAACAAAUCUUGCUGUAGACUUAAAAUGUGGAAUUCGUCUUGUGAGAGCCAUGGAGCUUCUCACAAAGAAUUGGAACAUUUCAAAGAAACUCAGGAUUCCUGCAAUAAGUCGCCUUCAAAAGAUUCACAAUGUUGAUAUUGUUAUUCAAGUACUGAAAGAAUAUGGAGUUGCAUUGAAUGAUGAGCAAGGUAAUACAAUUCAGUCUAAGGAUAUUGUGGAUGGUCACAGAGAACGAACUCUAGCAUUGCUUUGGAAAAUAGCACUUACUUUUCAGGUGGACAUUUUGCUUAAUUUAGACCAGUUAAAGGAAGAAAUUGUAUUUUUAAAGCAUCCACUAAAUGUAAAAAGAAAGACUGCACUAUUAUCAUAUCCUAAUGGCCUGACCUAUGUGAAAAAAAAUGGUCAGAGUACUUUUUCCUUGGAACACCAUAGUGAAAAUGUAAAAUUGUUGAUGGAUUGGGUAAAUGCUGUUUGUGCAUUCUAUGGCAACAAAGUGGAAAACUUUACAGUGUCUUUCUCAGAUGGACGAGUAUUAUGUUAUCUGAUUCAUCACUAUCAUCCUUGUUAUGUGCCUUUUGAAGCGAUAUGCCAGCGUACUACUCAAACAGUGGAAUAUACAAAAACUGAUUCACUGGCACUAAAUUCAUCUUCUGAAUCUGAUGAGAAUAGUUUGGAUAUUAGUUUUGGAGUAUUUGAUCCUGAAACAAACAGCUCGGUGUUAUACAAAGAGCUCCUAGACAAUGAGAAAAAAAACUUUCAGUUAGUCAGCACUGCAGUUAGAGAUCUUGGUGGAAUACCUGCCAUGAUUCAUCAUGCAGACAUGUCUAAUACAAUUCCUGAUGAGAGGGUUGUUAUUACCUAUGUGUCAUUUCUUUGUGCAAGGCUUUUAGAUCUUCGCAAAGAAACACGAGCUGCUCGAAUUAUUCAGACAACUUGGAGGAAAUAUAAAAUAAGAGCAAAUUUAAAACUCUACCAGAAGAAAGAUAAAGCUGCUCGAGUAAUUCAAGCAGCUGUGACCAAAUUCCUGGCCAGAAAACAAAGGAAGAAACGUUUUAAUGCAAUUUUAACCAUUCAGAAAUAUUGGCGAAGAUACUUAGCACAGAGGAAAAUGUUGACAUUAAGGAAAGCAAAACUGGAAAAAGUUCAAAAUAAAUCAGCAGUGGUUAUUCAGACUUUCUGGAGAGGAUAUUCUGUUAGAAAAAGGUUUUUGAAAUUAAAAUAUUAUACCAUCAUUCUUCAAACUAGAAUAAGAAUGUUGAUAGCCAUUGCUGAUUUUAGACAGUAUCGUUGGGCUGCUGUUACAAUUCAGAGGCAUUGGCGAGCUUGGUUAAGAAGAAAAGAAGACCAGCAAAAAUACAAAAUGCUCAAAUCUUCAUCAUUGAUAAUUCAGUCUGCAUUCAGAAGAUGGAAAAGACAUAAAACAGAGUUAAAAACCAAAGCCAUUGUAGUGUUGCAAAGAGCUUUCAGAAAAUGGAAAAGCAGGAAACUAGCUAAGGAGGAGAAGGCAGCUAUUAUAAUUCAAUCAUGGUAUCGAAUGCAUAAGCAGAUGAAGGAAUAUACACACAUUAGAUUGUCUAUAAUUCUCAUUCAGAGCAUAUUUAGAUGCAUACAGGCCCAAAAGUUAUAUACUCAAAAGAAGAAAUGCAUAUUGACGAUCCAGAAGUAUUAUAGAGCUUAUCAGAAAGGAAGGACUGAAAGGACAAACUAUUUACAAAAACGCAAGGCAAUUAUACAGCUCCAAGCAGCUUUUAGGGGAAUGAAAGCUCGACAGUUAUACAGAGAAAUAAGAGCUGCUUGUAUUAUUCAGUCACAUUAUCGUGCUUACAUUUUGAAAAAGAAAUUUUUAAGAAUGAAACAUGCCAUAAUAAUGUUGCAAGCAUUUAUCAAGAUGAAACAAGCACGUAAACGAUAUUUAACUUUAAGAAAAUCUGCCCUAUGUAUCCAGCGAUGUUACCGUUCCAAAAGAUAUGCUGCACAAUGCAGAGAUGAAUAUCAGCUAUUACAGAAAUCUUGCAUUAAAUUACAAGCUGUUGUGAGAGGCCACCUGGUUCGUAAAGAGUUAUGUUUACAGAGAAAAGCCGCUACUUUGCUGCAGUCCUACUUUAGAAUGAGAAAGGCGCAACGACACUAUUUUCAAAUUUAUAAAGCUACAGUUUGUAUUCAGAAUCAUUACCGUGCAUACAAAAUACAAAUUUAUGAGAGACAAAAAUUCUUAGAAAUAAAGAAGGCAGUUGUUUGCUUGCAAGCAGCUUAUAGAGGUUAUAAAAUCCGCAAAAUGUUCAAACAGAAAUCUGCUGCUAUUCUUAAAAUUCAAACUGCUUUUAGAGGCCACAUCAAAAGAUUGAAAUAUCAAGCCAUACUUAAGUCUUGUAUCAAGAUUCAGCAUUGGUAUAGAGCACAUAAGACUGGUUAUGAGAUAAGAAUGAACUUCUUAAAAACAAGAACAGCUGUGAUUGUUCUUCAGUCAGUUUAUCGAGGUUGGAAAGUUCGGAAGUGGGUUCAAAGGGCACACAGUGCUGCAGUCAUCAUUCAAUGUGCUUUUAGAAGGUUCAAAGCGCAGAAGAAAUUCAGAUUGAUGAAAAAUGCUGCAUUGACCAUCCAACAACAUUUUAGAGCAAAAAUUUUAGGAAAGAAGGAAUACAAAGAAUACACUGACCUUUUUCAUGCUAUAUUGAGGCUUCAAGCAGCUUGGCGGGGAACAGUAGUGAGGAGACAAAUUAAAAGACAAAACCAAUCUGCUGUUAUCAUACAAUCGUGCUUUAGAAUGUAUAUACAUCAAAAGAAAUGGAAUACUAUGAAAACAGCUGCUCUUCAAAUCCAAAGGUAUUACAAGGCUUACAAGAGUGGAAAGAAGCAGUAUUCUCAAUAUUUAAAAACAAAAACAGCUGCAAUCAUUUUACAAUCUGCUUAUCGUGGUAUGAAAGUAAGAAAGCAAAUGAAAGAGCUCCACAAAGCAGCUAUAAUUAUUCAAGCUAAAUAUAGGUCUUAUAGUGCAAGGAAUAAAUAUUUAUCCCUUCGAGUUGCAGCUCUCACAACACAGAGACGGUAUCGAGCUCUUGUCAAAGCAAACCACCAACGCCGGGAAUACCUUCUUUUAAGAGAUACAACUAUUAAAAUGCAAGCUAUUUAUAAGGGUGUACGAGUAAGAAGACAAAUUCAACACAUGCACAAGGCAGCCACUUAUAUUAAAGCUGUGUUUAAGAUGUAUCAGUUAAAAACACAAUAUAGAACUAUGAAAAUGGCUGCUAUUGUGAUUCAGGUGAGAUACAGAGCAUAUCAACAAGGGAAAGUACAACGUGAAAAUUACUUGACACUUCUACGAUCUAUUGUUAUUCUUCAAGCAGCCUUUAGAGGCACAAGAGUACGCCAGAAAUUAAGAAAGAUGAAAGUUGCAGCAACAGUAAUACAGUCAUACUAUCAAAAGUACACAGAACAAAAGCAUUUGGGUGAGUUAAGCGAGGUGACUAAACAUGUACAGCAGCAGCAUUGUGCUAUCAAGGAAAGAAAUAUACAUGUUUGCAAUUAUAGUAUUUUGAGACAUUCAGUGGUUUGCAUUCAGGCAGCAUUUCGGGGUAUGAAAACAAGGAAACACUUGAGAGUAAUGAAGUUAGCUGCAAUCCUCAUUCAAAGGAGGUUCAGAUCUUCAAUGAUACGAAAAAGAUAUCUUUCUCUCAAGAGAGCAACAGUUUUAAUUCAGCGAAAGUAUCGAGCAGCAGUUUGUGCCAAGCGUGUAUUUCAAGAAUAUUUGCAUUUACGGAAAGCAGUUGUUGUUCUUCAGUCACAUUAUAGACAAUAUAUGGUAAAGAAAAAGAUAAAACAAAUGCACCAGGCUGCUACUAUUAUCCAAACUGCAUUCAGAAGGCACAGAGCAUUUGUUUUGUACCAAACCAUGAAACAUACUUCUGUCAUAAGUCAGCAAUGUUCCUGUGAACAGGAAAGAAAACUACAAAUGGAGAAUUACCUAAAGGAACAAAGUUCUGUUGUGGUUAUCCAGGCUGCUUAUAGAGGAGUAAAAGAUUGUCAGCUUUUACAGAAAAAGCACAAUGCAGCAGUUAUUAUACAAAGCUCUUAUAGAAUGUAUAAACAGUAUUGUUACUAUCACAAUAUACGGUGGGCUACUAAAGUAAUGCAGAAGAGAUACAGAUUAAAGAAAGAGAGAAAACAAGCACUUAAACAUUGUUUCAUGAAGAAAGAAGCAACUUUCAUUCAGACAACUUUAGGGGCCAUAAUGACUAGAAAAGAAAGUCAGGAACAAUAUCAAACUCCUGUUGGUGUCCAAAAAUGUUUUAAAGUACACAUACCCAAUCUCUCCCUUAAGAAAGCAACAAUUCUUCAGAAAACUUACAGAGCAUCCAUUAUGACAUGUGUACCCACCAAAGGAAGCCCCAAGAUAAAAAGAAAGUUUCUCUGUAUGCAUCAGGCUGCUACACUAAUUCAGGCCACCUUCCGAAUGCAUAAGGCCAGAGUUGCCUAUCAGUCCAUGAGAACUGCAGCUAUUGUCAUACAAACUUAUUAUCGGUCAUAUUCCCAAAGAAAAAUUGACCAAAACAUAUUUUUAAUGACAAGAAAAUCCAUUCUAACUAUUCAAUCUGCUUUCAGAGGUAUGAAAGCCAGACAGGAAUUUAAAAACAUGUUAGAGAGAGAGAUGGCAGCAAUUGUUAUACAGUCAGCAUUUCGUCAUUACAGGGCAAAGAUUCCAUUUAAAAAGGGUCAAGGUGCUUCAGCUAUGUUUCAGAGUUGGCCAAAACUCUGUCAAAAUGAUUUGCUGAAAGUGGUAAAUCUACAAAGAAUAGCUGAAAGGACAAGUCAUCUUUUAAAACAAAAUGGUGAUGACGAAAGAAUUAGGUCUAUCCUUUUUCUGGCAAUAUACCAUAGAAAACUUUUGCAGCAAAUGAGAUCUGCCAUCAUAAUACAGGCAUAUUUGAGGAGGUGGCAAACCAGAAGGCAGUUUAUAUUGUAUAGAAAAUCAGCACUGAUUUUGCAGAAUCACCAUAGAGCAUAUUUGCUUACAAAAUAUCAAGGGAAACUUAAUUUGCAAAUCCAGAACAGCAUUAUAAGAAUUCAAGCCAGAGUGAAAGGAUUUAUUCAGCGGCGGAAGUUUCAGAAAAUUAAGGACAGCACCAUAAAAAUUCAGGCUAUAUGGAGGGGUUAUAAAGCCAGACAAUUUUUUUGUAAAAUGAGAGCUGCCCAAAAAAUCCAGACUUGUUUCAGAUGCUACAAAGCUCGCAAAGAAUAUCUAGCUUUGAAAAAAGCUGUUGAUAUCAUUCAAAAUUUCCUCUACACUAAGUUACAGAGGAUCUGGUUUUUGAACAUGAGGCUUGCAACAAUUACUAUUCAGAGAAGGUGGAGAGCUACUGUUAUUACAAAAAAAGCUCGUGAAAAUUUCCUGCGUGUGAGAGAAGCUACCAUCAAAAUUCAGUCAACUUAUAGAGGAUUCUGUGUUAGAAAUCAAUUGAUAAAAAGACAUAAAGCAGCCUGUUUGAUCCAGGCAGUUUAUCGAGGAUAUAAAAGAAGACAGAACUUUCUUCAGCUAAAAGCUGCCUCUGUGAUUAUACAAAGACAAUUUCAAGCAAGAAAGGCUGGAAAAUGUGAAAGGUUAAAAUAUAUAAAAAUGAAAAAAGCUGUCAUUAUGUUACAAGCUCUUGUUCGUGGUUGGUUAGUGAGGAACAAGCAGAGAUGCUUCCAAGCAAGAAUUCAACAAAAGAUGUAUAUUCAGAAUUGUCAGAAUAUCAUAAAAGGGCAGAAAAUAACUCAAGAGGAUUGGAUUCAGAGAAAUAGAGCUGCAAUAGUGAUUCAGAGAGCAGCACGUAAUUUCCUCAUUUGUAGACAAGAAAAAAAACUUAAAGUUGGAAUUCCUAAAAUUCAGGCAUUAUGGAGGGGAUAUUCUUGGAGGAAGAAAAACGACUUUUCCGAGAUUAAAGCCAUCCGACUAAGCCUGCAAGAAGUAAAUAAAAAGAGCCGAGAAGAAAAUAAACUAUAUAAAAGAACUGCACUGGCUAUUCAUUACCUUUUAAAAUACAAGCAUCUUUCAUACAUACUUGAAGCCUUGAAGCAUCUAGAAGUUGUUACUAGGUUGUCCCCUCUUUGUUGUGAAAAGAUUGCCCAGAGUGGAGCAGUUGCCAAAAUAUUUGUUUUGAUUCUAAGUUGCAAUCGUAGCAUUCCUUGUAUGGAAGUCAUCACAUAUGCAGUGCAAGUUUUACUUAAUAUUGCUAAGUAUGAAAAAACAGUUCCAGCAAUUUACGAGGUAGAAAAUUGCAUAGAUACAUUAUUGGAGCUUUUGCAAACUUAUCGAGAAAAAUCUGGUGACAAAGUUGCAGAUAAAGGUGGAAGUAUUUUCACCAAGACUUGCUGUUUGUUGGCUAUUUUGUUGAAGAUCUCUAGGCGAGCUUCUGAUAUCCGAAGCAGACCUAAAGUUGUUAACCGCAUUUGUAGUCUCUAUAAACUUACAGCACGUAACCAUAAAAUGUGUACUGAAAGGAUAAUCAUUAAACAAAAGAUGAAUCCCACAAAUGGACCCUCCUUUAUUCCACCAACACCUGUAAGAACAAAAAUAGUUUCAAGAUUGAAGCCAGAUUGGGUUUUGAGAAAAGAUAAUAUGCAAGAAAUUGUAAAUCCUCUGCAAGCUAUUCAAAUGGUGAUGGAUACACUUGGUAUUCCUUAUUAAAUUUGUAAAAAAAUUUCUAAUUGUACAGUAAGGAAAAAAUCUUAAAGCUUUUUGGCUUUUGUAUAUAGCUUUUAAAAAUCUGACUUUUAUAUUAAAAUUAGAAAAAUUGAUAUGUAUAUAUUACAGCUGAAAAUGGUGAAUUAUUUUACUUCAUUUGAUGUAAUAUUGUUAAGUGAAUAUAUCAAAUUACUAUUACAGUAAUAAACCAUAGUCUUUGAUUCUAUAAUGCUAUAUGCUACGUUUUGUGUCUAGUCUCAAAGCACAACACUAAUGUGAACUUAAUAGUAGUUUUGGAUUGUGGCUAAGAUAAGGUAAAGUUUCCCUAUUUCAUAGGUAAUUAUAGACAUUUUCAUUUUCUAAAUCUUGUUAGUGUUGUGAAGAAAGAAAAAAGAGCAAUGAUCAUGAUCGUUUUGGAUAUAUGUAUAUUCCCAUAUUACUCAUAUUUAUAGUUCACUUGAAUAUGCUGAAGGACCUUUAUUGCUUAAUUACUAAUGAUUUCUCAAGCUGAGUCAAUACCAUUUAGCCGAGUUUUGGAAAUGUGCUUAAGCAGCAUUUUUAUCCCUUUUUUUUUUUUUUUUUUUUUUUUUUUGCUUCUUGCUAUCAGUGCUCUUAGACUUAGCUGCUCAACCAAUAGAGCCAUCAAAGACAAAGAUCAGUCAAGCUUGCCCAUUAUAUUCUUUAAAAUUUUUUCCUAAUGUAUUCAAAUUCUCAUAUUUCUAAUUUCUUGCAAUUCUAUCAGCAUUUAUUUUUCCUUUUUUUCCUCAUCACUACAUAAUGUAUAUGAGAUAGAAUCUCAGUUAACUUGCAUUUUUCUGAUUAUUAGAAAUUGGAGCAUUUUUCAUGAUUCUUGAUAGCUUAGAUUUUUUCUUUGAAAACUGUUCAUAUAUUUUCACCAUUUAUUAAUUGAAAUGAGAACUUUAAAUCAAGAAAAUUUACUUCGAAGAUCCUCCCCGCCUUAACUAUUUCUUUUAUACUCUUAGCUUCACUGUUUUCAUUUGUGUAACAACUUUAAUUACAUAAUCAAAAAUUGUCCACUUAAUCUUAUGUGAUUCUCUCUGCCCUUUGAUCAUGAAUUCUUUUCUUCAAAAAUCAGAAAGGUAUUUCUUAGUUGAUUCUCUAUUUUGUUUAUGAUGUAACUUUUUAUAUUAACUCAUGUAUCCAUUUGUUGCUAUUCAUUAGUAUUUGGUGUUGUCUUCAGCCUAACAUCUGCCAGACUGCUGUCCAGUUUUCUUGGCAGUUUUUUGUCAUUUAGUGAGGUCUUCCCUUAGUAUAUGGGAUAUUUGAUUUAUUAAAUCUUAGGCUACUUAAUUCACCUGUUUAAGUAUGUUAUGUCUAAUUUGUUUCACUGAUUAGUAUUUCUUAACAGUGAAAAAUUGUUUGAAUGAUUAUUGCUUUGUAAUAUAGCUUGAAACCUGAUACUUGUUUGUCCUUUGUUUUUGAAGAAGACCAAUGACAUCAUGAGAAUGUUUUGACUUACGCAUGAAUUGGAUUUGAGUGAGGCAGAGAUGCGCAAAGUUAUCAGCUUAGUCUCUCCUUCAGAAUCAUCAUAGUCUAGUGGCAAAGGCCAUACUAUGCAUGACCUUGUUUUUUUUUAAUUAAGAUCCUUCUCAGGUCUCAGUUUCUCUGAGGCCAUGCUUAUUCAAUAAGUAAGAGUAGAUAAAAAUUGAGGCAAAAAAUGGCUCAAUUUACUAUCGCAAAGAUAUCAGUCUGAGUGUGGAAGACCCUCAGAGUUUCUGGCCAGAAUUGAAAACGGUUGUUAUUUUACGCUUAUUCUCAUUCACCUAUACCUAAACAAUGUGCUUAUAAAGGCUUGGGUUGAACCUGUUAUUGGCCAAUCAGUGAAAGCGAGAAUGAUCAAUGGGCUUUUUCUUUUUCUUGUCUUUUUUUAUUUUUAUUUUUAAAUUUUUUUUAAAAUUUUGUUUCAGAGUUAUAUUUCAAGAAGUCUAGAAGAUCUGUGACUUAACCCACCUUUUUUUUGAUGAAUUUCAUUUUUAUUUUUUCUCUGUCACUGUAAAGUAAUCUUUUAAUAGUUUGACUGGUUUGGCACUGAGUAGUUAAAUUAAUUUAGAUUAUAUUGUCAUGUUUAUUAGUUUUAUAUUCCCACAAGCAAUGAAUUUUUCUCUAUUUAGGUCUUUUUAUUUCUGUUAAGAAUGUUUUAUAAUUGGUGGUCAUAUCUUUUUUGUGUAGUAAGUUACUUUCCAAGUAUUUUAUGCACUUUCUCAUUAUUUUAAAUUAAUAAUUAAGAUUGGUUGAAGUGUUAACAUGGAUUAUAAGUUCUUCCAUGUCUGUACAGGCCUAGGACAUAAGCUGUGGUAUCUUCAGGGUAACUUCUAUGCCUGAAGAAAAUAUCUGCCCCUUUAACGAAACAUAUUUGAACACCAAUCCGAUUAAAUCCUGAGAACCAAGGAAUGGGGAGGCAACCUGUAAGCCAAAAAAGAUUGUGAGGUAGGAGGUUGGCCAACCUCCUGAUUUCUCCUCAAAUGUUUUGCAGAAACCUGGCCAAAUACCUGCAAAACAUGUUGACCGUUAAAGGAGUUGUAUAUCACUUGAGCCUAGGCCAGACUCAAGUGAGGAAUCAUAACACAAUCCCUGGACACAGUGCCUUUUUUGUUCCAGCUAAUAUUUAAAUGACCACAACACCCUACUAGCUCUGUAAUCUCACCCAUGGAGAUUUUCUGCCUGGGACUUUCCCAUUCAGGACCCUGAGAGCUGGAAUCCAGGAUCUCCUAGCUGAGAAAUUCAGGAGUUGGUGCUUCCCCAAAUUGGUAACUCUUUUUAUAUUUACAUUAAUAUUACUAUAAUUAUAUUAAUAUUAGGACUUCUUAGCUAUUAUUGCUGUUACUACAAAUUGCAUAUGCAUUUGCCUUUUCUAUAAAUUAAUAAAACACUUAUCUUAA
This is a messenger RNA of Antechinus flavipes (yellow-footed antechinus), 13362 nucleotides long. RefSeq names its product assembly factor for spindle microtubules (gene ASPM). NCBI's taxonomy places the organism in Eukaryota, Metazoa, Chordata, Mammalia, Dasyuromorphia, Dasyuridae. Gene Ontology annotation, molecular function: protein binding. Gene Ontology annotation, biological process: spindle organization; establishment of meiotic spindle localization; mitotic cell cycle. The coding region runs from base 881 to 10465 and encodes 3194 amino acids. The record is from RefSeq and is a predicted model, not a curated record. The transcript is spliced from 27 exons. Gene Ontology annotation, cellular component: spindle pole.